Messenger RNA from Leucoraja erinaceus (little skate), 4905 nucleotides. RefSeq names its product reticulon 4a (gene rtn4a). The coding region runs from base 177 to 4064 and encodes 1295 amino acids. Gene Ontology annotation, cellular component: postsynaptic density; neuron projection. NCBI's taxonomy places the organism in Eukaryota, Metazoa, Chordata, Chondrichthyes, Rajiformes, Rajidae. Gene Ontology annotation, biological process: brain development; endoplasmic reticulum tubular network formation; neuron differentiation. The transcript is spliced from 9 exons. The record is from RefSeq and is a predicted model, not a curated record.
CGGGGCUCUGAUCUGCCGCUCGCUCGCUCCAUAGCAGCCGCUGCAGUCCGGCGGCGCUUGUCAGCCUUUCAAACGCCUCUCAACACUGCGGCCGCUGAGCGUGAGGAGCUGCGUUUUUAAACAAAUAUAAUAAUAACUAAGAAACCUCCUUAUAUUAAAAAAGAAAGAAAAGUAUCAUGUCGGAGGAGUUUCAGUCCCCCUCCGUCUCGUCCUCCGCCCGUCUCGACGACAUUAUGGAAGACUCAACUCGAGAAGGCGCCGAGAAGGCCGCCGCCGCCGCCGACUCGCCGCCUCUCAAACCCGGGGCCGGCGAUGCGCCCGUCUUCCCCCCCACCACUCCUCCGCCGGUGCCGGCGCCCAGGACCUUCGAGCCCGCAGACAGCUAUGGCGGGAGCAGCGACGAGUCGCCCCCGCCUCUGCCCGCCAGGAGUCGGCCUGAGCCCGACUCCACCUCGGUGCCCGCUGCGCCCUCGGAGAUGGCCAGGACGCGCCCAGAAUCAAUGGACGAACCCUUUUUUUCUCCCUCUGUUACACCUGAAUGUGUCAUACAGCCUGCAGACUUUUCUAUCAACUUGAAAGAUCAGCCAUCUAGCGGUGAACCUGUGAGCCCACAGGAUGCUGCAGCUGUGCAUGUUGAACCUGUUCCUGUCUUCUCUAUAUCCUCCUUUUCUUCUGAUUCUGUUACUGAAUUAACAAUGUCUGCACAAGCAGUCCACGCUGAUGAUGUUAUGCAAACUGAAGUUCCUGCAAAUACAAUUUUACCUUCAAUUUCUGGUUUUGUGGAAAAUACAGUGGAUAGACAAGCAGCAGACAAUUUAGAAAUGGCUGACACUCAUGCUCAAGAGGCACAGGUGAAGCCAGCGAUAAGAAAAGCAUCAGAAUUAGACACGCUAAUUUCUGUUGAUGAAUGUUCAGUUCAGUACAAUGAACAGCAGUGUGUGGAGUCAAAUGAAAGUGAACUUAAAAGGACUAUAUCUUUGCUUGAAAAAACAAUGAAUGAACAAGACACAGUAGAUAAGGAAGGACUUGUGAUAAACAAUAAGAACACAACCAUAGAAAAAAUUGAAUUGGCGAAUAAAAGGGAUGAUGAGUUGGGACCUCAUUUAGACUUAAUAUACGAGAAAAAAGCAGGUGCGUUACCUUUAAACAGAAUUGUUGAGGAAAAUGAAUCCAUGCAUGGCAUUUUCGGUUUCAAAGAGCAAACAAAACCAACAGACAGUGGUCUCAACUUUUGUUAUGGACACCCUUUAGAAAUAAAGGAAAGGAAUGAGCUGAAUUCUCGUACAGCUGCUACCAAUGAUGCCAAUAAAGCCAGUACUAAUGUACCCGCAAUGUCAGAGAGUGCUGUGCUUCAAGAUCACAAUUUUUUGGACAUUCUACAUGGUACUGAAAAGAAAACUAUAGCUAAAGGAAAUGUGAAGCUAGAUUAUACAGAUGUGGACUCUCUUUUGGAAUUGUCGGAACAAGAUGGCAAACUGUCACCAACUGAAACAUAUUUUGCUCUUUCACAAAUUUCAGUUGAAGAUGAACCUCAAACAUGCAUUUCUUACGCUGCAUUUGAUUCAUCCGACAUGUUAAUGUCUUCACAGUCUGACCACUUCAGCCAUGAAAUUAUUUCUGCAUAUGAUGCUACUUCUAGAGGAAAAACUGAAUGGAAAGAAACCUCAAAGUUGCCAUUACCUUCAACUGUCCUCGAGUCAGAAGUGACCACAAAGGAUGAAGAUGAAGCAAAACCUCUCUCUCCAAUAGAUUCUAGAAACAAACUAGUUUCUAAAUUAGAUGCAACAUCUGCUUCUGAAAUGAAUUCACAAAUAAAUUGUGGUUUAGCAGUUGUGCCAGAUCAGUUAAUAAAAACUGAUAUUUUGGCUGAAGAUAUGACCUCGGAACAAACUGCUCAAAAUUUUGUGCUAGACCAAUCGCAAGCAAUCUCGCAAAUUGAGUUGUGUGAGGUGGCUGUAGGUGUUGAAACAUCAGAGUUGUGUGAGGUGGCUGUAGGUGUUGAAACAUCAGAAGAUUUCUUUACAAUAGAAACAACACAAUCUACGCCAGAGGUGCUCAAACCUUUUGAACCACUACUGUCUACCUUAGAACAGUGUACUAUAGGCAUAUCUGAAGAAGUACAGGGUCUAUCCGACCAGCCUGUAAAGACACCAAGUCGUACAGAUACAGGUGAUGUUGAAGUUAUCACAGAUCCUAGGUAUGUGAAAGUACAGUCUCUUGCUCAAAAUGAGAGUAAAGUGCAUCCUGUGUACGCUUCUAUGUAUGAUGCUGCAAGUAGCACUCCAGAAGUAACAAAAAUACAGCAUUUGUUUGAGGAUCAGAAGAUUGUGCAAAAUAGCGUUAGUGAGGAUCCUGUAGUCGGCCUAGAGCAAAUUCCAAUUCUUCAAGAAUCAAAUUUAUCACAGCACCUGUUUAGUACCAAUAAAGAGUCGGUAAUUAAAGAUGAGGAUCUCUAUAAACGUUCAGGAUACAAAGAGUCAAAUAUAUCUCAAAGUACAAAUAAAUCAAUAAAUGAUUCCAUUAAACAAGAAUUAAUAUUAAGUAAGUUUGAGGAAGAGACUUGCACUCCAACAUCACUUACUCCAAAACAAGUCUCAGCAAACGCAUAUGUAACAGUGAAAAGACAAGAUGUGGCUUUAUGCAAUGAAAUUAUCAGCAUCAAAUUUGAACCAAUAAUGGAAGCUUUGGGUGAUUUAACAGAGGGAAUGAAGCCUUUUGAAAAAAUGAUGACUGAUUACAAACAAUGUUCACUUAAAACGCCAUCACUCCAAGAUCAAAUUGAAACUCCCAUGCUAAUUAAAAAUGUAACUCAAGAUGAUCUGGCUGGCUCAGUAAAGGUUACAGACAAAAUCAUGUUAGAAAUUAUGCCAAGCCUUCAGGAAGCUUCUGGAGAAUUGCUGUCCAGUUUACACAUGAAGGAGAAGUGUGCUGAAUCUAUUCAUUCUUUGAUUGAAGAUAUUAAUACAACAGUCCCACCAUCAGUGUUCAGUGCAGAUCUUUUAACUGUUGAUAAAGGGCAUCCUCUACAAACUUCUGCUGAAGAGACUUGUUUGAAUAUUUCCCAGCCGGUUACUUCGCCGCUUGCUUUUUCACAGGAUAAAUUUCCAGAAGGUUGGGAAAAUCUUAGUGAAAUGAAUAUUAAAACUGGCCAUUCAGAAAUAUUGGAGGAUGCACAGGGAGAGAUGAUGCCUGUUGCUUCAUUUGCCUUGAAUGAGGAAGUAGCAAAAGCUUCAAAGGAGGUUGUUUCAAAAAUCUUAGAAACCAGUGUUGCAUUAACAGAAGUGCUAGGAGAGAAGGAAGGAACCAGACCAAUGUGUGUACCACAGCAGGAAGCAGAGAUCGCCUUUAUUGUUGAAGAUGAUGACAUAAGGAAGAAAAGUAUUCCUGUUGCAUUACUGAUGCCUGACUUGACAAUUGGUGCCAGAAACACUGGCAUACCGGGAGAUUCUGCUGAUGCUGUUAUUGCAGAUAUUUCAGUAAAGCAGGACAAAAAUUCAGUUGUGGACUUAAUCUAUUGGCGUGAUAUUAAGAAGACUGGACUAGUAUUUGGUGCAAGCCUCUUCUUGUUGCUGUCUAUGACCAUUUUCAGCAUUGUCAGUGUAAUUGCGUACCUUGGCCUGGCUGUACUUUCAGUUACUAUUAGUUUCAGGAUUUACAGAGGUAUUCUGCAAGCAGUGCAGAAGUCUGAUGAUGGACACCCUUUCAAGGCCUGCUUGGAGAAAGAUGUUGCUGUUUCUGAUGAAUUGGUACACAAGUAUAGUGAUAUUGGACUAGGACAUGUUAACCAUGUGAUUACUGAAUUAAGACGGCUGUUUCUUGUUCAAGACUUGGUGGAUUCCCUGAAGUUUUCAGUGCUGAUGUGGCUGCUCACAUAUGUUGGUGCCUUGUUUAAUGGGUUGACUCUGCUGAUAAUAGCUCUGGUAGCAGUUUUCAGCAUUCCAGUUGUCUAUGAAAGGCACCAGGCUCAAAUUGAUCAUUACUUGGGGAUAGUAAGCAAACAGAUUAGAGAUGUCACCGCCAAGAUUCGAGCUAAAGUUCCUGGUCUGAGGAAGAAAACAGAGUAGUAUCCUGCCCUGCGUUUCAUGGCAUGUUGUCUGCAGGGCUAUCACUCGAUUGUCACAGGGAGGGUUGGGAAGAACAAAAUAGCCUUGGAACUGCAGUGUAAUUUGCAAAUCUUUUACAUUUUGGUAGUAACUGAAACAGUGUUUAACUGCAGUCAUGAUCUAUUAUAUCUCAAAUACUAACGUACAACAUUUGAAGUCAGUUUAUUUAUCUGAUAUGGUACAGAAAACACUGGUUUGUAUUAAAGAUUUGAGAAGCUGUACAUUGCACUUGUCAGGGUUAGUGUCUUAUGUGUAACAAAUCAUGGUGCAGUAGGAGUUUUGAGUAUUCCCACCCUCCACCCCAUCCCCAGUUUGCACACUGUAGAAUCUAUGCUGUGAGGUUGUUGCAAAUUUCUAAUCCCUGAUGAUUAUAUUUACUGUACCAUUUUAGUGAUAUUGAGGUCUUGCUUUUCUGACAAAUCCUUCGCUGUAUUAAGAUUUUACUGUUUUAACAAUUACCAGUUAGUGUUUCACAGAGCUGAUUUCAUCAGCUCUACAGUGCUUGAUGUUUCAGAGUUGGCUGCAAUUUAAAGAUGAAUCCACAUUGCUAAAACAUGCAGAAUAUUACAUUAAUCACAUUAAUGUACAAUCAUUAAUUUCAUCUAUAGCAAAAAUAUGAACAAUAGCAAAUUUAACUGUACUGCUGAUUAUUUGUGGACUGUAUUUAAUGCUACAAAUAAAUGUAACUUGGAAAUUUCAAGCAUUGUCGGAUGCACAGAUGAGGCAAUGAACAUUGCAUUGUAAAUUGGGCUCCGGCUUUCGUCUGGGGAAUGCAGUGUGGAAUAAAAAUGAAUAAAGCUUA